Molecule: messenger RNA, 1173 nt
Organism: Salvia miltiorrhiza (redroot sage)
Lineage: Eukaryota; Viridiplantae; Streptophyta; Magnoliopsida; Lamiales; Lamiaceae
Exons: 1
Coding region: 1-693 (230 amino acids)
Cellular component (GO): 90S preribosome
Source: RefSeq, a predicted model, not a curated record
AUGUCUUCCAACGCAGAACCCGUCGCCGCCGCCACACCUUCAAGGGUGAGUAAGCCCGCCAUAGACGCCGGCGUAAGCGCUCUGUUGAAACACAAAGCCGCCCAAUCCGUCAACGAGAAGCCCCAAUUACUGCCGCAAGAUGAUUAUUUCUCCCUUAACCUCACCCGAAAGAAAAUCCCAUCAAACCCUCGCACGAAUCCCUACAGAAUCCCGCUUCCAAACCCCGUUUUGGACGUCGUCAACUCGGAGGUAUGUUUAAUCGUGGACGAUCGGCCGCGAACGACGCCGCCGCCGUCGGAUGAAAUCAAAAAAUUGAUUAAAUCUCAGAACAUACAGAUUUCAAAAGUGAUAAAGUUGUCGAAGCUGAGGGCGAACUACAAGCCCUUCGAGGCAAGGAGGAAGCUUUGCAAUAGCUACGACAUAUUCUUGGUUGAUAAAAGGGUUGUUCAUUUGUUGCCUAAGUUGAUAGGGAAGGAGUUCUUCAAGAAACAGAAGCUGCCUUUAGGGGUGGAUUUGGGAAAAAAGAAUUUAAAGUUGCAGGUGGAGAGGGUUUUAGGGAUUGCUUUGUUGUUUAUUGGGACGGGGACCUAUUCCGUGCUCAAGGUUGGUAAGGUGGAGAUGGAGAAGGAUGAGAUUGUGGAGAAUAUGUUGGACGCCAUCAAGGGAGUUAUUGAGAGGGUGCCGAAGAAAUGAGAUGGUGUGAGGAGCUUGCACUUGAAGUUCUCUGAUUCGGUGGCUUUGCCGAUUUACCAGGUGAUGAUGAUGAGGAGUAAUAUAUGCAGAACAGAGGAAUGACUUUACCAGGGGAAUCGCGGGAUGCAGCGAGAUGGUUUUCGCCAGAGGAGACACACUCGCCAGAGGAAUCACACUCGCCAGAGGAACGGGCUCUCGCGGAAGAGUCAGAGGGAUGGAUCUUACCAGAGGAACAACUUACACCAGAGAAGUCGCUCUCGCCAGAGGAAUGGUCUUCACCAGAGGAAUCAUCGGAAACGCGGGGAAGUCUCCCGCGUGAAGGCGAUUUUACUAUUAUGCCCUUGACCACGCAAGACGCAUGCUCCAAUGCUGAAUUUACCAUUUUACCCUCUACGUGUAAUCUAUAAAUAGUGGCCUAUGUGCUCCUUGUAAUUUUACGUUAUCUUUACUCUCGAAAUACAACAGCACUUUUCCUCUCAA